AUGGAGAUGGCACGAAUCUUAGAUAUACCAAAAUUCAAUAAACCUACAACACACUUGGAGUCUCCGACAGAAAUCAAGCAAAGGAAACGUGAUCCCAUCAGACAGAUCCUUGACAGUUUGUGUGAAAAUUCGACUUCAAAUUCCAAAAUUCCCGAAGAAAACGCGGACAGUGCUUUUACACCAAUUAUAAAGAGCGGUGCAUCACCGGAGUUUCUUCCAGAAAGAACUCAGAGCUUUCGUUAUCGAGGGUCAAACACGCAUGCGUUAUCGGCAUUUCCGGCCCCUGGACCUCAGACAUCAUUUCUUCAUCCUGCCUCCAUUUUGUCAAAAACGACACUGACAUCUUUAUACAGCGAAGUGACAAACAUGGUACCAUGUCCAUCAACGCACGCGUACUCUCGUGACUCGUUAUAUUUACAAGAACUCUCGCGCAUGUGCCAUCAGCACCAGCAAUACUUGUUGACUAAACAAUAUUCAGAUUACAGGCGACAGCCGAUAUCGACUUCCAAUAUAGAUGGCGCUCUUACAAACCAAACACAAUGGCUGCCAUGGCUGGAUGCUGCGUACUUUCUGAAUUCAGGACACGAGACAUCACGAGAUUUAGCUAUCAAACCCGAGAUCGCAAAUAAGACGUCCAGGAUACCAGUGUCUCCUCCCAGGUACCAUUGUGAUGACUGCAAAAAGAGCUACUCAACAUAUGGUGGGCUAUCGAAACACAAACAGUUCCAUUGUGUCACAAACGUAAAGAAGGAAUUCAGCUGUAAAUUUUGUGGCAAAUCUUACGGUUCCUUAGGAGCGUUGAAAAUGCAUAUCCGGACACAUACGUUACCAUGUAAAUGUAAACUUUGCGGGAAGGCGUUUUCACGCCCGUGGCUCCUUCAGGGCCACAUUAGGACCCACACAGGUGAAAAACCUUUCCGCUGCGAACAUUGUGGCCGGGCUUUUGCAGAUCGGUCGAAUCUUAGGGCACAUCUUCAGACACAUUCCGAUAUUAAGAAAUAUGCCUGCAAAAACUGUAACAAGACUUUUUCCAGAAUGUCCUUGUUGUCUAAACAUCGGGAAAAUAACAACUGUAGCCUUCCUCGGUAG
Messenger RNA from Ylistrum balloti, 1089 nucleotides. Its product is annotated as protein snail homolog Sna-like. The record is from RefSeq and is a predicted model, not a curated record. Gene Ontology annotation, biological process: regulation of DNA-templated transcription. The transcript has a single exon. Gene Ontology annotation, molecular function: DNA-binding transcription factor activity, RNA polymerase II-specific; RNA polymerase II cis-regulatory region sequence-specific DNA binding. The coding region runs from base 1 to 1089 and encodes 362 amino acids. Lineage: Eukaryota; Metazoa; Mollusca; Bivalvia; Pectinida; Pectinidae.